AUGUUCAUCGAUGACAUUGCUCUGCGUUUGGCAAGUGUCCACAGUGAAGAGGAGCAGAGGGUCGGCUACUUCGGGUCAGAAUUGAGCUAUGCUCCUCCUGAAAUACAUUACAACUUAUAUUACAACAACUUAUAUUACAACCAAAUAUGCCAAGUUCAAGUCACGCAACUUCUGGAAGAGAAACUCCAACAAGACAUCAUGAUCGUGUCCCCCACACACACAGCAGAUCAGCUAGUCCCGCUCCUGCUGCUGAUGGACAUUGGCAGAAAGAAUGCCGCAAUUGUAAUGUUCGACCUGUUAUCUGCAAAACUAUCAUCUGAUAUUAUCUAUCCUCUUGAUUUAUAUUUAGUGAUACAGAAGCAUCCCAAUGAUUUUAACAAUGUGGAAAUCGAUGAGAGUAUUAAAGAAGAUGGAGACUUAAGCUUGAUGGUCUACAGGAGCGUUGAAGGCCCAAAAGGUGUCAAAGAGAUUCUAUCCUGGGACUCUAGCAGACAAGACCAAUUUACCAAGGACGAAGCAUUCCACGACAUUUUCAAGAUUCUAAAGAUGCAGCUCCCAGGCGGAAAACAUGAUCUCACAGUCCAAGAUCCUAUUGCAGAACUUCGAUAUUACGCUGCUAGGGAGAACUACAGUCUGCAGUGGCUUUACAACAGCAAGAGUUCCUCUAAGAAACAUGAAGUUAUUCUUAGUGAAUCCAUAACUGGUUCAGGUGAAUCUAGUACCAAAGCAUGUUAUCAAGCAAGAGGAAAACUGCAACAUAAGGUGAAUAAGACGUUCAAAUUCUAUAGGGAGAGAUAUCUUGAAGAGAUUCAGGCCCAAAACCCCAAGAUGUCUGAGGGAGAAUCGUUCGACAUCUGGGUAACCAAUUUGGAGAUCUUGCAAAAGAAAGGCACAGAGUAA
Fomitiporia mediterranea MF3/22 is the source of this 900-nucleotide messenger RNA. RefSeq lists its product as uncharacterized. NCBI's taxonomy places the organism in Eukaryota, Fungi, Basidiomycota, Agaricomycetes, Hymenochaetales, Hymenochaetaceae. The transcript is spliced from 7 exons. Bases 1 to 900 code for a protein of 299 amino acids. The record is from RefSeq and is a predicted model, not a curated record.